Molecule: messenger RNA, 633 nt
Organism: Suillus discolor
Lineage: Eukaryota; Fungi; Basidiomycota; Agaricomycetes; Boletales; Suillaceae
Exons: 5
Coding region: 1-633 (210 amino acids)
Source: RefSeq, a predicted model, not a curated record
AUGUCUGACACAUCUAGACUCUGCACCGUCGAACUUCUCCAGUCUUGGCGAGGCGGGGAAGGGCCCCAACAACAUUGUCCCCUUCGCUGGGCUAUCUACGUCGAAACUAGUCCUGGUAUAGGGAACAUCUACCAGAUCAUCGGGAACUCCGAUAACUAUGCUAUCGAUGUCGGACGCAACCAGCCUCUCGAAAGGACUUUCGCCUUGGAGGAGCUCGGCGAGAUGGAGGGAAUCUUCGAAACAGUUGAGAUCGUGCGCAAUGUUCCCAGUUGGAACAACAAUGAUUGGAUUAUAUCCGCCCUGGGCUCUCUCUCGCAGUCGAAGCUGUCAGGCAUCAUGCCGAAAGCUAGAUUGGCCAGGAAUCGAACAUGUGAUGGAAUUUGGCUUUGGCACGCACAGCGAAGGUUGUUGAAAGAACUCGUCGAUAAUGCUGCGAGGAAAGCUAAUGGCAAUAUCCUGCAAACGUUUCAGCAGACUAUGCUCGGAACACCGUCGACAUUGAUAUCUUCCCCAGGCAAGCUCCGUACAUCCCCGGGCCUGCAAGCACGCAAGCGCGAUGAAGAAAGUUAUCGAGCACAUGAACGCAUGCGUGGUGGAAUAGUAGCUCGCUACUGUGAUAUGAAAGAAUUCUAG